ACAUCCAUUUGCCAAUACUCUCUCGGCGCCGUAACUCAAGUCCUCGCCGGCCAUGUCGGAACCAUCGAACUUGCUGCCGUCUCCGUUGAAAACUCCGUCAUUGCCGGAUUCUCUUUCGGCAUCAUGUUGGGGAUGGGAAGUGCACUAGAAACGCUUUGUGGACAAGCUUUCGGAGCUGGGCAGCUCGAUAUGCUAGGGAUCUACAUGCAAAGAUCAUGGAUCAUUCUCACCUCCACAGCGCUAGUGAUCAUGUUUCUAUACAUAUUCUCAGCUCCGGUUUUGAUACUCAUCGGCCAGACAGCCGAGAUAUCAAAUGCAACGGGGACAUUCGCGGUGUGGAUGAUUCCACAGCUCUUUGCAUACGCGAUGAUCUUUCCGCUCGCCAAGUUCUUGCAGGCGCAGAGCAAGUUCAUGGUGAUGGCGGUGAUAUCCGCGGUGGCACUGGUUCUGCACUGCUUCUUCAGCUGGUUACUGAUGCUGAAGCUGGGGUGGGGGCUGGCAGGAGCAGCGGUGGUGCUGAACGCGUCGUGGUGGUUCAUAGUGGCGGCUCAGCUGCUGUAUGUGUUCAGUGGGUCGUGUGGUGGAGCUUGGAGUGGGUUUUCAUGGAAGGCCUUUCAGAACCUCUGGGGAUUUGUUAGGUUGUCCCUUGCAUCUGCUGUAAUGCUAUGCCUAGAAUAUUGGUAUUUUAUGGCACUUAUUCUCUUCGCCGGAUAUCUAAAGAAUGCAGAAGUUUCUGUGGACGCCUUAUCCAUAUGCAUGAACAUACUGGGAUGGACAAUCAUGGUAGCUUUUGGAUUCAAUGCAGCCUCAAGUGUGAGAGUGUCGAAUGAACUAGGGGCGGCACAUCCAAGAACAGCGAAAUUCUCUGUGGUGGUGGUCUCAGUAACCGCGGUUCUGUUUGGUCUCUUGCUCGCGCUCAUUCUCAUCAUCAACCAAAAGCAGUACCCAGAUUUGUUUUCAAAUAAUGCAGAAGUAAAACAACUUGUAUUCGAGCUCACGCCAUUUCUAGGAGCCAGCAUUGUCAUUAACAAUAUUCAGCCUGCUCUUUCUGGAGUGGCAAUAGGGGCAGGAUGGCAAGCCAUUGUUGCAUAUCUGAACAUUGGAUGCUACUAUCUAUUCGGUAUUCCUUUGGGUCUCCUAACCGGGUACAAGUUUGGCAUGGGUGUCAAGGGGAUAUGGUAUGGAAUGCUGUCAGGAACAAUCCUACAGACCUGCUUCUUGUUCUGGAUGAUUUAUAGAACAAACUGGAAUAAAGAGGCUUCUAUAGCUGGAGACAGAAUUAAACAAUGGAGUGGCAAAUCAGAUGCCAAAAAGGAAGGUGAAGAAAUUUGA
This is a messenger RNA of Cornus florida, 1332 nucleotides long. RefSeq names its product protein DETOXIFICATION 29-like. The record is from RefSeq and is a predicted model, not a curated record. Gene Ontology annotation, molecular function: antiporter activity; xenobiotic transmembrane transporter activity. The transcript has 8 exons. The coding region runs from base 124 to 1332 and encodes 402 amino acids. Gene Ontology annotation, cellular component: vacuolar membrane. Lineage: Eukaryota; Viridiplantae; Streptophyta; Magnoliopsida; Cornales; Cornaceae. Gene Ontology annotation, biological process: xenobiotic detoxification by transmembrane export across the plasma membrane.